This is a messenger RNA of Ailuropoda melanoleuca (giant panda), 1996 nucleotides long. RefSeq names its product zinc finger CCCH-type and G-patch domain containing (gene ZGPAT). Gene Ontology annotation, cellular component: nucleus. Gene Ontology annotation, molecular function: metal ion binding; DNA-binding transcription repressor activity, RNA polymerase II-specific; RNA polymerase II cis-regulatory region sequence-specific DNA binding. The record is from RefSeq and is a predicted model, not a curated record. Gene Ontology annotation, biological process: negative regulation of transcription by RNA polymerase II. The transcript has 7 exons. The coding region runs from base 170 to 1708 and encodes 512 amino acids. Lineage: Eukaryota; Metazoa; Chordata; Mammalia; Carnivora; Ursidae.
GAGGCCGGCGGGGUCUCUAUGGCGGCAGCCUGAAGCCCGCGCGGGGGAGGAGGGGCCCGGCCCGGGCGAGGGGGCGCGAUCUGGGGCGACGGGGCCGGGGACCGAGCUCUGGCUCCCGCGCCUCCCGCUGAGGACCCAGGGACCCGCGCCUGCCCUCCGUCCUUCCAGGAUGGACGAGGAGAGCCUGCAGAGCGCUCUCCAGACCUAUGGCGCCCAGCUGCAGCAGGUGGAGCUGGCGCUGGGUGCCGGCCUGGAUCCCUCCGAGCUGGCGGACCUGCGCCAGCUGCAGGGGGACCUGAAGGAGCUGAUCGAGCUCACCGAGGCUAGCCUGGUGUCUGUCAGGAAGAGCAAGCUGCUGGCCGCACUGGAUGGAGAGCACCCGGCCCCGGACGAUGCUGAGUACCUGGCUUUCCAGAAGGCCGUUGCGGAGGGGGUGGAGGUGCCUGUAGCACCCGGCGCAGAGCUGGAGACCGUUCCCGAGCGAGAGGCCAAGCCAGAGCCCAGCCGGCCUGGGCAGGAGGAGGAAGAGGACGAGGACGAGGACGAGGACGAGGAGGAGUGGAGUGGGAGGAAGGUGAACGCGCCCUACUACAGCUCCUGGGGCACCCUGGAGUAUCACAACGCUAUGAUCGUGGGUACGGAAGAGGCCGAGGACGGCUCCACGGGCGUCCGCGUGCUCUACCUCUGCCCCACUCACAAGUCCCUGAAACCCUGCCCGUUCUUCCUGGAGGGAAAGUGCCGCUUCCAGGAGAACUGCAGGUUCUCCCAUGGGCAGGUGGUCUCUGUGGAUGAGCUGCGCCCCUUCCAGGACCCGGACCUGAGCUCCCUACGGGCCGGCUCUGCCUGUCUGGCCAAACAGCAGGAUGGCCUCUGGUACCCAGCUCGGAUAACCGAUGUGGAUAACGGCUACUAUACAGUCAAGUUUGACUCACUUCUGCUGAAGGAGGCCGUGGUGGAGGGGGAUAGCAUCCUGCCCCCACUGCGCACAGAUCCCUCAGGCUCCUCGGACUCUGAUGGCGGCGACGCGGAUGACCCCAGCUAUGCCAGAGUGGUGGAACCCAGUGCUGCUGACCACGGGACCUGCAGCUCCGCUUUCGCUGGCUGGGAGGUGCACACACGGGGCAUCGGCUCCAGACUCCUUGCCAAGAUGGGCUACGAGUUUGGCAAGGGUCUGGGCCGACGUGCGGAAGGCCGGGUGGAGCCCAUCCACGCUGUGGUGCUGCCUCGAGGGAAAUCGCUGGACCAGUGCGCAGAGAUCCUGCAGAAGAGGACCCGGGGCAGGGAGCCUGGUGCCCAGAGGCCCCCGAAAUGCCAGGGACGUGGGGGCACACGCCCGCCCUCCCGAAAUGUAUUUGACUUUCUGAACGAAAAGCUGCAGUGCCGGGCGCCUGGGGCCUUGGAGGCUAGGGUGGCCCCCCCAGGGAGGAGGAGCAGUAAGGAAAUGUACCAUGCCAGCAAGAGUGCCAAGCGGGCCCUGAGCCUGCAGCUCUUCCAGACGGAGAAGAAGAUCGAGCAAACCCAGCGGGACAUCCGGGGCAUCCAGAAGGCCCUUGCCCGAAACACCGGCCGGCACAGUGUGACGGCAGCCCAGCUGCAGGAGAGGCUGGCGGGAGCCCAGCGGGAGUUGGGGCAGCUCCAGGCCCAGGAGGCAGGCCUGCAGCGCGAGCAGAGGAAAGCAGACACCCACAAGAAGAUGACUGAGUUCUAGAGCCCCCGUGCACGCAGUGGACAGAGCUCAGGGACCCCAGCGCCUGGCCUCCCUCUGGAAGACUUGCUGUCACCCAACAACUAGAUGCCACUGGCAGAGGGGCUGGCCUGCUCCCAGACUAACCCCUGCGGCCAGCCUUCUUGCUGGCCUAGGGCGUGUGGACACUGCUGAAUGGAUAUGGGGCUGCAGGGGUCACUUCUGGACACUUACUUGCCUGUUGAGCCCACCUGCCAGUGUCUUAGGGGUCUCCUUAGCAAGGACAUUAAAGUGAUUGUGUUGUGUCUUUCA